GCGCGGGCUGUAGCGGCUGUCGGCGUCGCUCCUGCUCUCCUUGCGCCGGGGACGCCGCUAAUAACGCAUCAGCACGGGCAUGGGCGCGUCCGCCGGGGCAGGGUGUGCGCUCGCCGGAAGAGGCGGUGGAGCGUCUUCCGAGGGCGAACCGGGCGAGUGCCGUGAGCCGUUCGAGCUGCCGCGCUUCUGGGACGCGCUAGGUCAGACAUUCAAAGUAACAUCACAGGAAGCUACAAAGCUGAGUCUGGCUUUCUCAGAGCCUCCGCUGACUUCUGCUGAGGAUUGCCAGAAGCUGAGUGAAGAUGUCCAAAAUGCCAUUCUUGCAGUUGCCACAGUGUACUACUGGCUCCCCAAGGGCCAAGGUACUACUCUUCGGAAGAUGGUACGAGAUGCUACCACUGAAGUAGUGGAAGGAAUGAUCCAACUCACAGAAACAAUUCUCAGUGCUCCAUUGGAGAGCUUGUCUCAGGAACAGCUUAUAUCAACUGGUGGUGUGUGGGAGGCAUGUGAACAAGUGUCCAGCCUUCCACGAGAUAACCAGGCAGCAGUUGCGUCAACUCUGGCUGCAUGUCUAGGUGUGGUCAAGGAUGCUCUGGAGGAGAUGGAACAUGCUCUGGUGGAAGGGCAUGACCCCUACAGUGACAUCAUGGAAGAUGAAGAGCUGGGCUUUCGGGGCAACAGAGAUACAUAUUGGUCAGAAGCUGACCGGAAGCUGCUUAGCUCCUGCAUGGGAUUAAUGAAGGCUUCUAAAGCUUGCCUGAAGAAGGUCUUGGGUGUAGUGAAGGCUUAUGGCAAAGCUGAUUCUCCAGACCAGAUCGCUCAGCUGGAUGAUCUUGCAGACAUUGCUAAUGAGAUCAGUCCAAGUGUUGAUGAGCUGGCACUGAGCAUGUAUCCACCUAUGAACCAGCUGGCUGUGCGGCUUAAUGCUGCUAAGUUGGCCUCAAUAUUAAAGAAAGUCUUAGAGAUUACAAGGACAAGCCAUGUAUGUCCACCAUCAGAGGAAGGCUGGGUGCAGUUUCUAACUGGUGCAGUAGAUCACAACAUGAACAAAAUCAAGAACUUCACACAGGGUCAACUUUAGUUCUUCCAUGUAUACAUGUGUUGCUGCCACUGUUUCUGGCAUGUGCUUUUCCAGUGAAUCUUGGUAUUCUCCAGCUGUUGGGAGAAUGAUGAGAACAUUGUUUUUAGGACUGAACUUUACUGCCAGUUGGUAAAACUUUCCCAGGGAGUUGCUCUUUGCUAUUGCAGAAGGUGUCAUUUUGCUUGGAUUCCUGGGAUCCUGGGAAUGGUGCAGUGCUGCAUCUUAAUGCUGUGAAUGUGCCCCAUUCUUCAGACAUUGCAACUACUAUGGGGUUCAAAGAACAAUAAAAUAUUGCUGGAUUUGCAUGAGUGGCUUUAUCUGUUUUCAGGUGGCAGAGGAUAUGUACAGAAGGAAAGGGUCUUGCUUCUUGCUUGAGCAGGAAGCUCAAUGAAUCAUUAAAAACAUGUAGCGCUGCUGCUAUUUCCUGUCUAACCUUAGAGAAGAGUGAACUGUCUUUCUCUUUAUUGUUUCCUCAGAAAGCAGUGGAAAAUACUAUUUACUACUUUGCCAGUGUCAAGGAUCUGUAGGGGAAUAAUAGUAUAUCUCUAGAGAAACGUUACAUCUAUCAUCACUUUAAACCUCUAGGAUAUUCCUUUUUGCCGUGAGUAGGGAAAAAUGGCUAAGCAGUGGUGGGUUCAGCACAUAUGCAUGGUGAGAAAUGUGGCAUUUGCUUGAGCAUUUACCCCAUCUUUGCCACAGUAAGGUUGAACUUCAAAACUGGAAAGUGGGCAUAGUGGCAGAGGGAAGAGAGUUGAGUUUGUACAGAUAAUCAAAGUCAGUCAUGGUUUUAAAUAUCUUUUAUUCAGCUGUUAACAUCUGUGCUUGCCUGAGACCAGGGCACGGAUCAUGACCACUCUUUUGUAAACAGGACAGCAGGACCUGUUCUAAGUUGGGCAUUAGGCAGUUGCAAUGUCGAUAGUUUUGUAGCUCUUCAGGUUCUGGAAUUGAAGGCAGGUAAGAUGUGCAGUGAGUC
Strigops habroptila (Kakapo) is the source of this 2054-nucleotide messenger RNA. It is a transcript of the gene CCNDBP1, whose product is annotated as cyclin D1 binding protein 1. Lineage: Eukaryota; Metazoa; Chordata; Aves; Psittaciformes; Psittacidae. Gene Ontology annotation, biological process: regulation of cell cycle. The coding region runs from base 80 to 1081 and encodes 333 amino acids. The transcript is spliced from 11 exons. Gene Ontology annotation, cellular component: nucleus. The record is from RefSeq and is a predicted model, not a curated record.